This is a messenger RNA of Uncinocarpus reesii 1704, 1053 nucleotides long. RefSeq lists its product as uncharacterized. The transcript has a single exon. Gene Ontology annotation, molecular function: protein binding. Lineage: Eukaryota; Fungi; Ascomycota; Eurotiomycetes; Onygenales; Onygenaceae. The record is from RefSeq and is a predicted model, not a curated record. Bases 1 to 1053 code for a protein of 350 amino acids.
AUGACGGUCAUCCUCAAAACGCCUGCGCAAGCCUCAAUAUCUCAAAAGAAUGAGGAGGGCCGACGCGAUUUAACGCGUUUUAUGAAUCAACUGGGCAGUCUCCUCCCCUCAGUUUAUGCAAGCGACGUGGCAAAUGGUACCGAAUCAACCCUAGGGACACUCGAAGUCUUCCCACUGGAGGUCCUUCAUAUGAUACUUUCAGGGUUAGAUAUUCAGAGUCUAUCGAGUUUCCGCGCGGCAAAUCGAAGCGCCAGCACCGUUGUGAAAACCAUCUCGAAAUACACGUCUUUAUAUACUCUCGCCCCAAGUGUUUUCCAGGCUGUUGUCUCCUUUGGUGCUGGCUCUUGGAUCACCUGCGAAGAACUCCGUGCCACCUUAAGCAGCGACUCCUGCGCUACGUGCGGCGGCUUCGGCAGUUUUAUCUACCUCUACACUUGCAAGCGAGUCUGCCCCGAGUGCAUCACCCGUGAUCCAGAGUAUCCUACUGCCCUGGUUGGAUUUGUCAAAUAUCUCUGCGACCUCGACGAAAAGACUCUUGGCAAACUUCGAACUAUAACGAUCCCGGAAAAGAGAGCGUGCCCUGACGAAUUGCACCAGCCGCUGCAACUGAUAAAUCGAAACGACGCUCUCAGUGCCGGACUCAGCCUUCACGGCGCGUGCUCGCUGCUGUUGAAGUUUGGCGGUGAGGAAAGUGAUGAUGAUGGCGAUGAUUUGGGCUACGACGAGGACGCCUGCUCGACGGUUGUAUCUUGCGCGUUUUCCGACAAAGCGGAUCUUAUCAGCGGCAUUACCUUUUAUGCAGGCGCUGUUCGUGCUCCGCAGGUCGACUUCACGACCGGCAGUGUGGAAUGGGGUACUUGCUGCAGCGCCUGCCGUGAUAGUGGACGCCAUGGCCGUGGAAAGAUGGAAUGGGACGAAGAAGGUGCCGAGAAAUAUGCCAAUUACAUCAAGGAAUGUAGCGGUGCCAUGACGAUCCUUGCCGCAAUGGACUAUUGCCAGCAUGUGGCACGUAGUGCGGCAGUUGGUUAUGUCCCCAUGGUGUCUGAGGAGUAA